GGUUAUGAGGCUGCUACAUGAACCACAAGGUGGAGUAAAGUCCUCCUAUCAUCAAACAAAAAAGAGUUUGUGUAGUGUUUGUUCCAUUUAGCUCGGAGAAAGAUGGAGCUCUAUGUAUUUAUGUUCAUGCUUGCCGCACUUGUUUCUUCUGAGAAAAAAGUUGUUCAUGAGGAUUUUGCUGUAACUGGAUGCUCUGAUACAGAGAAAGAGGAAAUAUAUGGAAUGGAUAGAGAGGAAGUGUGGCACGCAGACUUUAUUAGAGGAGAAGGAGAAAUUACUCUACCUGACUUUUCAGAUCCCAUUGGCUAUGAUGGAUUCUAUCAGCAAGCUGUUGCUAACCAAGAAAUCUGCAAACAAAACUUAGCCACAGCUAUCAAAGCUUAUAAAUAUCCACAAGAGAAAAUGGACAAACCUCAGACUUCCAUCUAUGCCAGGAAUGAUGUGCAGCUAAAUGUUGAAAACCUCCUCAUCUGUCAUGUGACUGGAUUCUUCCCUCCUCCUGUCAGAGUCUCAUGGAAUAAAAACAACGAGGAUUUAAAAGCAGACAGUCUAAGUCAGUAUCGCCCAAAUGAGGACGGAACUUACAACAUCUUCUCCAGUCUGACGUUCACACCUGUGGAGGGAGACAUUUACAGCUGCACUGUGAACCACACAUCUCUCGAUCAACCUGAGACCAAAACAUGGGAUGUGGAUGUUGCUGUACCCGGUGUUGGUCCAGCUGUGUUCUGUGGAGUGGGUCUGUCUCUGGGGCUGCUGGGAGUUGCUGCUGGAACAUUCUUCCUCAUUAAAGGAAACAACUGCAACUGACAGCUCUGAGAUGCAAACAACAACAACAACAACAAAAAAACAAAGCAAAAUGUAUAUAGUUUUUGACAGGCCCUGCAAAUAAAAUCUGUUUCAUUUGACACCAGUGGAAUAUAAAACAGUAAUUUUGUGCAUCAUUCUGUCACUCGUCACAUUGGUGACAGGAAACAUCUUAGACGUCAUAUAGAAAUAGAUUCAUAGACACAUAAAUCUCAAUGUAAUCUUUAACAUUAAUAUUGCCUGAUAUUUCUAAUGCAACAAGGCAACAUCUUUGUUUGAAAUGUAACACCAUAUACACUUAUAUAGAGAUGUCUAAAAGUUUUAAAAUUAUCUUUUUGCUAAUACAUUUUCAGUUCAUCCAUAGUGAUAUCUGGAGAUUGGACUUUUAAUUUGAAUGGUUGAGCUCUCAUUGUCUUUCUCAUUGCUGGAUCAAUUAAAGUCUU
Ctenopharyngodon idella (grass carp) is the source of this 1247-nucleotide messenger RNA. Its product is annotated as HLA class II histocompatibility antigen, DP alpha 1 chain. The coding region runs from base 103 to 807 and encodes 234 amino acids. Lineage: Eukaryota; Metazoa; Chordata; Actinopteri; Cypriniformes; Xenocyprididae. The transcript has 4 exons. Gene Ontology annotation, biological process: antigen processing and presentation of exogenous peptide antigen via MHC class II; peptide antigen assembly with MHC class II protein complex; immunoglobulin production involved in immunoglobulin-mediated immune response. Gene Ontology annotation, molecular function: MHC class II protein complex binding. The record is from RefSeq and is a predicted model, not a curated record. Gene Ontology annotation, cellular component: MHC class II protein complex; membrane.